Molecule: messenger RNA, 7304 nt
Organism: Linepithema humile (Argentine ant)
Lineage: Eukaryota; Metazoa; Arthropoda; Insecta; Hymenoptera; Formicidae
Source: RefSeq, a predicted model, not a curated record
AUAUCGGUGCGCGUCCUCAUGCGGAGGUGCCCUUUCGCGGGGGUGCCCGUGUACCCGGAUUCACGUCUACGUUUACUACCGAUCGCGGCCACUUUCGUAAGCCGAUUUGAUAGCGGCCGAACAGUUUGUACGAUGUAGUUAUGCCGAAGAAGGGCACGCGACAUGUGAGAGAGUCGGGAAACACGAGAAGUGCUCAGCAGCAGCAGCAGCAGCAGCCGCCGCACCCGGCGGCGGCGGCGACGGCUACGGCUACGCCGACAGCUACGCCGGCAGCUACGCCGAUAGCUACGACGACAGCUACGGCGACAGCUAUCAUCCCGGAAGCGGCAGCAACGACGACGGCGAAGCACUUUCGCAGUGUACACAUCGGUGUGACAAACGGCAAGCGCUGGCUGUCGCUGAAGAAACGCCUGGGCUUGACGACGGACGAGGAUGUCGCGGUGUACCUUCUGGACCUUGCCGAGUCCGCCGCACCCAACAGGCACAUGUGCAGUCACAUACGCAUAACGCACAUAUGCAGACAAGAAGAUAAGUGCAAUGGAGCAGAGAACUCAAAGCCGGUCAAGGAUCACAAUGAGGAAGCUGUCAAGAUUGAAAACUCGAACGAGAAAGAAGAAGAGGAGGGAAAGUCUGGUAUUCGCAAGAGUUUGCAUAAGCAAGAUAAUCUUGUAUCUGACACCGCCGAGACGCAUCCAGUUGAUGCGAUAAGUGAGAGCGUGCCGUCUGAGAUGCCGGAGAACGUGGUCAAGUUACACGUACGACACAGUUCGCGGUCGAAGCAUCACAAGAGCAAGACGCGGCAUCACAAGGACAAGCGGAAGAAACGGCGUCACUCGAGAAACGGUACCACCGAGGAUACCUGCGCAGGAUCGCAGGAAUCCGAGCGCAUCAGCGAGAACGCGUCAGACGCGCAAAACGGUUUGGUGGAGAGCAAAGAGCCGAGCAAUUGCGAGACGACGAUGGCAAGCAGCGAAUCGAGCGCAAAGUUAAAGUUAGGCGUAGAGAGCUCCGGAAUCAGUAGAUCAAAGGACGUUGAAUCCGCCACGACCAAGACUGACGUAGGUAGUGUAAGAUUUAUAAGCGAUGUAAAUAAUACGACGAGUAGCGACAAUAUCAGGUGCAACGCGAAAGCCACGGACGGCGCGUCCGGCAAAUCAGCGAAGGACACCUUAGAGGAUAAUAGAACCGUCGACCUGCAGCUUGGCGACGCGACGGCGUCGUCUGUGCCAAAGCGCGCCUGCGACACCGAGGUUUCGGACAAGGACGUAGAAUAUUCAAAUCCUGCAUUCCCCGACGAUCCUGCGGAGGCGCAAGUCGCGGACGCACAAGUCGCGGACGCACAAGUCGCGGACGAAUCUGAGAAAAAAAGCAAGACAAGCGCGACGCGUCACGUAGAAUCGCAGAAACACAAGAACGCAACGUCCGGCAACGCGUCGAAAAACGGCGAGUCGAAGGACGCGGAGAAUCGCAAGCUGAAGAAAAAACGCAAACGACCGCGGCACGACGCGCAAGUUCGAGAGAAGAAUGUCGCGAAUGACACCGCCAAGAAUAACACUUCGGACGAGGCGGCGUUCAAGCACCGGCGAAAGAAGCACAAACACACGAACGAUCAUCGAACCAAGAAGUACCACGACGUGCGAAAGGCGCCGCAGGAUGGCAUCGUCAAAGAGGAGAAUCACGCACAAGAUGCGCCAGCUCCGGAGGGCGAGUCCGAGUCGUCGACGGGCGGAUCUGGAAAGACCGACGAAGAGGCGAAGGAGACCAGCGUCAUAACUGAGCCGCAGCGACUUGCGAUCAAGAUCAAGCUGUGUCAGGAGUGCAACAGUCGUCAUCUGCAAGACGCGUGUCCCCUGACGUGCCCGCAGUACACGAUCGUCGACACGAUCUCUUACGACCAGUGGCUGAACAAGCACAAAAAGAACACAGAGAUGAUGAAGGCCGUCAGGUCGGUGGAUCCGAUGUCGGAGGGAUACGGCCGUCCACGGACGGACGACAAUUUCGAGUCGGACGACGAGUCGUUGACGUCCGGCGAACAGUGCAAGAGCAAAUCAAAAGUGCAGAGAGAGGAGAAACAACUGGUGGUGGACGCGGAUCGGCCGUUAUACGCGAGGGACUCCUUGCCGGAUUGCUUCGAGCUGAAGAUCACGAACACCGAUCACGGUCUCGGCAUCUACGCCAAAAAGCCGGUCCCGAUGUACGCGAAACUGGGGCCGCUUGUCGGCACGCCGGUCCGAGAAAUGGACAUUCCGGACGAUUUCUCAAUGCGCCACAUUUGGGAGAUAGAUAAUAAUGGAAAGAGUGCAUUCAUCAGUACCACAGAUCCGCUGAAGAGCAAUUGGAUUCGAUACUUACGACCAGCUGAGACGAAGGAGAAGAGGAGCGUCACGCUGGUUACCAAGCACGGCCAAUUGCACCUCAUCACGACGAUGAGCAUUUUAUCAGGGAUGGAGCUUACUUAUUGGACGGACUCGCCACCGUGGAUGCGAAAGAAUAAGAUAGAUAAAACGAAUUGUGGAGGGUGCAAUCUUAACUUCGCACACCCAUUAUAUUACCGGCUGCACUGCUGCAUCUUUCACGACACGAAUUACAGUUUGACGAUAAGGAAAUACCAUUGCAAGGUUUGCGGCGCCGCAGUGCUCGGCAAAGAUAACAUUAUGAAACACGCGGCGGAGUUGCAUUCGGGCCGCGGCGCUUAUCAAUGUCAAUACUGCAAGAAGUUCUUCUUGAGACUGAAUUAUCUAGAAAUGCAUCGAACUUACGGAUGCGCGCAAAAUCCGCAGCGGUCGCGUCCGCUGUGCGACUUCUGCGGCCGCAAGUUCUGUCAGCCGCAGAAGCUCAAAGUGCACAUCAAGAGGAUGCAUAGCGAUAUGUCCGAAGUGCUCAAGGAAUUUCAAUGUAAGGCAUGCUUAAAGCUCUUGGGUUCCCGCGCAGCUCUGCAGCGGCACAUGAAAGAAGUCCAUCAUAAAGACGUCAUCGCCGCGGCGACAUGCGAUCGAUGUGGGAAGAUGUUUCAGAAUAAGAGCAACUUGAAGAUACAUAUGUUGACCCACAGCGGCGUGAAGCCAUUUAAGGUUAAAGAAAACGGAUGUAGGGCAGCUUUUACCACGAAGCAGUGUCUGCAAUUCCAUUACAAAAAAGUGCACGGUCUUACGGAGGAUAGGAUGCCCAAGAUUGAGAGAUCCGUGGCGUACACUUUCGACGCGUAUAGCGGUGGUCUCAUUGAAGAUGUGCGAAAGUAUUCAUGCGGAAGCACUGCAAACACCAGCAGAAGAAAUUCACAGGAUAACAGCAACAGUUUGCCAUCUCUGGACGACUGCAGCUCAGAGAGCAACUCGAGAGUCGAGGCACCGACGGCGAAAUCCGUUCACAACACCAUCAUAAAUUCAUUUCAGAACGAGACGAGUGCGGAACAACAGGAGAUCGCCAUUCAGGUGCCGACUCCAUUACCACAAACGACCACAUCUCUCGCUGUCCAGGUGCCGACUCCAUUGUCGCAAACGACCACAUCUCUAUCCGGUGGACUGAACGGCGCGACGAUGGAAAAUGUCCGGGCGGAGGUCGAUUUGUACGGUACAUCGAGAAUGCAGAGUAAAGGCAGCAAAAAGUGGUUAGGCGAGUUUAGCGCACCGUCUACGUCCGACAUCGCCACGAUCACACCAACUCAUUUACCGGCAGUCUCGGCGCCGUCAUCUGACGUUUACGAUUUCGAAGACAGAAAGGACAGCGACAGCGAGAAGACGAUCUCGCGCACCAGUACAACGGGUCUGAUAGACAGCAACAAAUUGAGUGGAUUGAGCGUGUAUCCCCGGACGGAGAGCGCGAAUGCGAGUCUGCUGGUCGAGGCGGCUCUGGACGCCGCUGAGAGGGACAUAGGCGCGGUGUCCAGUCCAAUUCUGGAGGACAACGAUCGCGAGGCUAAUCUGUACACCAUCUCGAGUCAGCUGCAGUCGCCGAUACCGCAGUCGCGGUCGCCCAAUCAUCUGGACUCGUACAUUCAACAACAGGAGGGUCUGAUGUCGCCCGCGCCGCCGUCGGACGAUCGGCACACACCGCCUAGUCAUCUGCACGUGGAUUAUCAUCUCCACCGGCCGGUCGAAUACAUCAACGCCUCGCGCACACACAACAUCGAGCAGUAUCUGCAUCACGAGGAGCUUCCGCGUGUCUCGUCGCCAAGUUACAUUCACAAUCAGCUGCAGUCGCCGAUACCGCAGUCACGAUCGCCGAAUCACCUGGACAGCUACAUUCAGCAGCAGGAGGACUUGGUGUCGCCAUCGGCCACGCCGAAUCCGCCGCGCUACCAAGAUGUACAUCAUCACCAUCAUCAAGUGCGCACGGACAACUUGUCGAGCGACGAGGGUGAGUCGGUGGUGCAGAAUCUCAGUCUGUCCGUGAAGGAGAAGGCGCUGCAGCUGGAUCUGUCCUCAACGUCCUACAAGUACGAGCUUGAGCAGGACUUUGUCCGGGAGAGAUCCAACUUCGAGCCGACGCUGGUGCUGAACAGCGGCGAACUUCAGGGUCUGGACAUGUCGGCACGCGGUUUUCACAGCUUCGGCGCGCCAGUGGCGCAAAACACGCGCUAUCAUCAUCACCAUCUGUACGAUAUCGGCGAGCGGCAGACCGUCGAUCUGAGCAGAACCGGCGGCUACUCCAUGUCGCCGCCGCCGCCACCGCCGCCACCACCGCCGCCGCCACCUUAUCCGCACGGCGACGUUCUGCGUGUGGUCAGUCUGGAUCUCACGCCCGGCGGCAGACAUACCGUCGAUCUCAGCCUCGCCAGAUCGCAUCAUCUGCAUGGAUCCAGCACGCGCAUCAUCACCAGCCCGCAACCGCCCGGCUCGACCACGAUGCACGUAGUGCCCGUAGGGACGGUAUCCGAUGCCGGCGAGGGUCGGAUAUUGUCGCCUCCGCCUCCUUUGCCGGGAUACAAUCCUAGUUACGCUGUGAGUCCGGCGCCGUAUCAUCCACCGAGAUCCGGCUAUCAUCAUUAUCCCGGUUAUUACUAAUCGUCGUCGAUGUUCGCCGAUGUGGCGGAACUUUGCAGCCAACGUGUCUCCUCGGCGAUUCUUAUUUCGGACGUCUGCGAAUCCUUUUCGUAGUUACUUUCACCCACAAGUGAGUUUACUUCGAGAUUAUUACUAGUUUAAAUGCGCACGCUGUUUUACGUUGUGAUAUCAUUACUCGGAUUCGCGGAUAGAAACUGCCAUUUUCAUAUGUCGUUUGUGAAGUAGCGCACAGUGAUACUUUUAUUCUCGCGGAGUCGGUUCAAUAUUCAAAUCGAAGAAUACGAAGAAUCGCGACGCGAUUAGAGAAGCUAGACAGCGAUCAAAAAGGGAAACUUUCGAUGCAAGAAAACAUCAAUAAAAAAAAUCAAUAAUACACAUAGCGAUCGAUCUUAGUGCCGUUGCUUAUCACGGGAAAUAUGCACAAUAGCGUGCACGACACAUCCAUGACAUUCAGAGAAAAAAAGGAAAGCGGGGGAGAAAGAGAGAAAGAGCGGAUGUUAUUUUUUUAACAAAAUCAAGUAGCGAGAUUUUAUGGAGAAAAAUUUAUUCCAUAAAUGAUAGUGCGAAUCGAUGUAGAGGAAACUUAAUUUAUCCGUAAUAUAGUUGUUAAAUUUAUUUAUUAUCUACCUUUCUCCAAUAAGCGUAAGUGUAUUUGCAGAACAGUAUGGUGUGUGAUGAGUACAUCGUCUGUAGAGUGGUCGUUGAGAAUAGAAGAAGGAGAACGAGAAAAUAGAUACAUCGUGAUCCAGCGUCACGUCCGUGAUAAUUACAAUUAUUAAAAAGUUGUUACUUAGCUCCUAGCUUAUAUUCUUCUAUUUCGGAUCUAUACUCCAUCGUGAAAUACUCGUGUAAACGUGGCUUUGGUGAUAACGGCAACAUCCCAGAUAGUAUUCUUGCGCGAAUCAUUUCAAACGAGAUUAGAAAUUUAGAAAUUAGAUUAGAAAUUACUACAAGUCCUUCGCGGAAGGCGUGUGAAGCGAUUUCGGCGAUUGUCGCUCCGUGCUCUGGCAAUACCUUAACAAAUAAUGUAAAUCUAUUUGAACACGCUCUCUUAAUCAAAUAAUAGAGUCGUUCGAGUCGUCUUUUGUAUAAAUGUAAAAAGUAAUGCAACCGUGUCUGCUAUCUGGGAUGCUAAUAUUAAGUGAAAUAAUUCAAUCAAGAUGCCUAACGCGGUAACCGUAAGUAUAUCUGCAUGGUGAUAACAGAUUGUAACGUUCACAUUUUUAUUCUAGUCAUUAUAUAUGUCAUAGCGGCAUUAGCGCGGCAUUACGUUACGAGUAUCUCGCCGAUCGCGAGGAUUUUGUCCAAGUACGUGUAUUUAUUGCGAGUGCGAAUUCGAGAUCGUGCGAAUUUCAUCUGCAACCCUAUGUUUUCUCAUUGAUUCAUCUAGUAAGAUUAGUGAUAUCAGUGUAUUCCAUUAUUGAAGAGAGAGAAAGAGAGAAAGAAAGAGAGAGAGAGCGAGACGCGACAUUGAAAUUUCUAUUUUAUAAAACCCGACUCACAAUGGCAUUACAUUGCGUUACUUAGGCAUUAUUUACGCUUGAAAUAUACACCAAUAUCAACGUAUUUCUCGAAAGAUAUGUAUAUAUUUGUUCAUAUCGACGUAUUUUAUCAUACAGAUACGUAAACGCACGCUCUCAUCCGUGCAAUCAUCCACGUUGAUUUUCGUAUCGCUUCCAGGUUUCUAGAUUUACGUCCGCUAGAGCCAUUUAUCGAAACCAAAGAUCUAAAAAUAUCGUAACUUUUGUGCCAAAUCGGAAGGCGCUCAUUGUUAUAUAUUGUAUACGCAACUUUUAGCUGAACAUAGCGAUUCAAAAAAAAAAAGAAAAAAAGAAAAGCAGAGGGUUUCCUCUGCUUCGUUUUCGUUACAUUUUACGUUGAUUAUUUUACUACGCUUCACUCGUGUGCACGGAAAGACAUGUUUUGAAACUUACGUUUUAUACAAUCACUGUUUGUGUAAGGAUUGCGUGUUUUGACCAUUUUCUGUUUCGUUAAUCUCUACAGACUUUUUUACGAUGCUUCUGCCAUUAAGGAUAGUUACCAUUUUACUCUCAUUUUUAUAGCGACUUUUAUUUGAACGCAUAGUUUGUACAUUGUGCAUAAUGUAAGGACAACAAACGAGGUACAUCUAUUAAGGUAUAAAUACAUAUAUAUAUAUAUAUAUACAUUUACAAAAGGAAAAAUUCAAAAGAAAUGUUUACAAUGAGUACAAAAUGUGGCACAGAAUAUAUUUGUAUCAGGUUUAUUGACAUAUUAAUAUUGUAAGUAAUAUUAAUAGAACAUGACAGUGACUAAACCAAA